This is a messenger RNA of Dioscorea cayenensis subsp. rotundata (Guinea yam), 1045 nucleotides long. Its product is annotated as PRA1 family protein A1-like. The transcript has 8 exons. Bases 99 to 728 code for a protein of 209 amino acids. NCBI's taxonomy places the organism in Eukaryota, Viridiplantae, Streptophyta, Magnoliopsida, Dioscoreales, Dioscoreaceae. The record is from RefSeq and is a predicted model, not a curated record. Gene Ontology annotation, cellular component: membrane.
UUCGAGGAUCUCCAUCGUCGUCUCUUUCUUUCUCUUCUUCAUUGGAGCAAUUCGAAGCUCGAUCGAGAAAGAGAGAAGGAGAGGAGAGGAGGAGGAUCAUGGAUUGGGGGAGCGUUACGACGGAGGAUCUGCUGGAUGCCCUACGGGAGGUGGACUGGUCUUCGCCGCCUCGCCCCGUCUCUGAGUUUUUUUCUAGAUUCACUGUCCCUCGAUCUUACUCCAAGUGGAACAGUCGUUUUAAAUGCAAUCUAUAUUACUAUCGCACGAAUUAUUUCAUCUUGAUUGUAUUCAUUCUCGGGAUGGCUUUUCUUCGGAGGCCGCUCGCCAUAGUAGCUGCUCUGUUAACAGGCUUAAGCAUUGCAUUCCUCAAUGACAGCUUUGCAGUCACUUUUAAUGAGAAAGUAACAAGGACUGUCAGACAAGUUUCACCACAUUUAGCCGCCAAACUGAGACCUCCUAUAACACCUGUUCUUCGUGGGAGGCCAUCUGCCAAAAGAUCAAUUCAUAUCUGCGGAAAGCCCCGUUGGAUGUUUGUAUUGAUAUGUUCAGCAGCUAGUUGCUUCCUCUGGUUUACCUCCUGUCGCCUCCUAACUGUACUCUGGGCAUUCGUCAUUGGUUUGCUCGCAACAUUUCUUCAUGCAAGCUUUAGAACUCCUAAUCUAAAGGCACGGUUGAACACAUUCCGUGAAGAAUUCCGUGCUGUGUGGCGUAAUUAUAGUGAGCUGUGACCUAGUACCUGAUGGAUAUCACUCAAUCUUUGCAGAUUGAAUUCCUUGUAGGUUGAAUUUGACUAGCAGGAGGAAGAGCAUUGGUGGCCGCUGCUCUUGGCCGUUUGCGCAGAUUAAAAGAUGGAUGGUUUCUUCAUGUUUGUGUUUGAUUUCCGGCGUCUUAAUGCUGAGGCAAGAUGUUGUUUGUUCGGCUCAUCUAGAAUCUUGGUGGUGUUCCUUGGUUUUGUACAGACAAUGCAGUAGAUACAGUAACAAAUUAUGUAGAAGGUUGCAGAUGUUGAUGUCACAUAUUAAAAGGAUCAUAAAUAUAAGUGUGA